Molecule: messenger RNA, 4254 nt
Organism: Alosa sapidissima (American shad)
Lineage: Eukaryota; Metazoa; Chordata; Actinopteri; Clupeiformes; Clupeidae
Product: cGMP-dependent 3',5'-cyclic phosphodiesterase-like
Exons: 29
Coding region: 238-2949 (903 amino acids)
Biological process (GO): positive regulation of gene expression; cGMP catabolic process; regulation of mitochondrion organization
Cellular component (GO): synaptic membrane; nucleus; mitochondrial inner membrane
Molecular function (GO): 3',5'-cyclic-GMP phosphodiesterase activity; protein homodimerization activity; 3',5'-cGMP-stimulated cyclic-nucleotide phosphodiesterase activity
Source: RefSeq, a predicted model, not a curated record
GUAGUAGGAAGAGAGGUAGCUGAGACAGAGAGCGGGACAGGAGUGGUGACGAGACCAGCUGCCUUGUUUACAAAGGGACUCCACAUUCUCUGCCUGUCACAAGGCAGUGACACACACACACACACACACACACACAUACAAAGAGGAUCAGAGAGCAGAGACAAAAAGGUAGGACCUGGAAUAUUGAGUGAGACAGAGUGAAAAUCUCUGUGAUCCAGUGUGAAGAGAGGAGUUGAAAUGGUGUUGGUGCAAGUGCUUGUUGAGCUCUUUCGCUUUCUUGGCGGACGACAGUUCAUUCCUCGAGUGGAGAACAGAACAGCCUCACCUGUCGACUUGCAGGAUUCUCUACUGUCACUAGCCUCAGUGACGGACUGUCCAUCUUUGAGAGUAGCUGCUCAGGCUGCCCUCAGUGCUGUUCUAGCUGGACCAGUCAGUGUUUAUACAUAUCUCCUGGAAGGUGACUUCCUGAACUGCGAAGACCCUCAACAUAACCUGCAGAAUGAGGGGAGCAUUCAAGAAGCUGUUGCUCAGCAGAGGAGGGUAAUAUGCGAUGGCAUACCUCCAGCAGAGCUGCAUGAGGACCAGAGACCAAGCCUGGCUAAGCCACUGCCAGGACAACAGAAAGUUGUCAUUACACCUCUUAUAGAUCAAGGAGAAGCUAUUGCUGUGCUUUUGAUUAGUUGUGGAGAGACCAGUGAUGAGAAGGACAAGCAUUUAGACUUGCUGGAGAAGCAUAUCACCGUAGCCUGUAAAAGAGUGCUCACUCUGAAGGCCAAGAAGUCAUUUAUGAGCCCAUUAAUCAAUACAUCCCAGAAUCAUUUACCAGCACCACUGGAUAAUGCAGGAAACAGAGACUUGGAUCAAAAAGUCCUACAGCUUUGUGGAAGUCUGUACGAUUUGAAUGCUGUGACUGUCCAGCAAAAAAUCAUUCAAUAUCUGGAAAAAGAGAUCAAGUCUGUGUACUGCUUUCUACUGGUUUCAGAAGACAGUCACCAGCUGCUUUGCCAGGUGAUUGGUGACAAUGUUUUACAGGAGGAGAUCAGCCUUCCCCUGGUCACAGGACAUCUGGGGAAGGCAGUGAAAGAGAAAAAGUAUCUCACUCAACAAGAUCUCACCACUGAGGACCUGCAGGUUCUGAGCGGUAAGCUGGCUCUUCAGGUGGAGACCAUGCUGUGUGUCCCGGUCGAGUGCAGAGACACAGGGAAGGUGGCCGCCCUGCUCUGUUCCUUCAACAAGGAAGGUGCCAGCAGAUACACAGAGGCAGACGAACACAUCAUUCAGCACUGUGUCCGGCAUACCGCCCCAGUGCUAAGCAGCUCUCUGGCCCUUCAAAGGGAGCGCAAACUGCAGAAACAGUGUCAGGCAUUGUUGCAGGUGGCAAAAAACCUGUUCACUCAUUUAGAUGAUGUCAAUACACUGCUGAAAGAGAUCAUUGCCGAAGCCCGGAGCCUCAGCAACGCAGAGAGAUGUUCCGUGUUCCUGCUGGACAAAGCCAACGAGGAGCUGGUGGCGAAGGUGUUUGAUGGAGGGAUGGUGGGGGAAAAUGAGACUGAGUUGCACAUUCCAGCUAAUCAGGGAAUCGCUGGUCAUGUGGCAACAACAGGAGAGAUCCUCAACAUCAAGGAUGCAUACUCCCACCCGCUCUUCUACUGUGCCAUGGACGAGAGAACAGGUUUUCACACACAGAAUAUUCUCUGCUUCCCUAUUAAAGACGUCAAUGGAGAUAUUGUUGGUGUUGCUGAGCUAGUGAACAAAAUUAAUGGACCAUGGUUCAACCGCUUUGAUGAGGACUUGGCAAUGACCUUCUCAAUAUACUGUGGCAUCAGUAUUGCUCAUUCUCUCUUGUACCAGAAAGUGCUUGAAGCUCAGUUCAGAAGCACUUUGUCCAAUGAAAUGAUGAGAUACCAUAUGAAGUUGACUGAUGAGGAGGUGGAAGGACUACUUUCCAGUGGCAUCCUGCCGAUCCAAAAGAUCCACCCCUCUUUUGCUGAAUUUAGCUACAUCCCUCGCUCACUCAGUGAUGACAACACAGCUACGGCAGUUAUCAGCAUGUUUGAAGACAUGGGGUUCAUCAACACUUACAAAAUAGAAAAGAACUCACUGGCACGGUUUUGCCUGAUGGUUAAGAGAGGGUACAGGGAUCCUCCCUAUCACAACUGGAUGCAUGCCUUCUCAGUGAGCCACUUCUGUUACCUCCUAUGUAAGAAUUUGAACAUGGGACAAUAUCUUGAGGACAUUGAGAUGUUUGCUCUUUUUGUUUCGUGUCUGUGUCAUGACCUGGAUCACCGUGGAACUAAUAACUCCUUCCAGAUCGUAUCGAAGUCAGUCUUGGCUCACCUCUACAGUUCAGAUGGAUCUGUGUUGGAGAGACACCAUUUUGCCCAAGCUAUAUCCAUCCUUAACUCGGAGGGCUGUAACAUUUUUGACAACUGUUCCAGAAAGGAUUAUCAUCGAAUACUUGAUCUGAUGCAUGACAUCAUCUUAGCCACAGACAUCGCCCAUCAUCUGCGCAUUUUAGGCGAUCUACAAAAAAUGACAACAGACGGAUACGACUCUAACAAGCCCCAGCACCAUGAACUACUGUUGUGUCUACUAAUGAGCGCAAGUGAUCUGUCUGACCAGACCAAAGAUUGGAAGACCACCCGGAGAGUGGCUGAGCUCAUCUACAAAGAGUUCUUCUCCCAGGGAGAUCGAGAGAAAGCCAUGGGAAACACACCUAUUGAUAUGAUGGACAGGCAGAAGGCCUACAUACCAGACUUGCAGAUUGGCUUCAUGGAACACAUUGUUAUGCCUAUAUUCAAGCUCUUAAAGGAUCUUUUUCCUGGGUCGGCAGAGCUCCACCACUCUAUAUCUUCCAACCACAGCAGAUGGAUACACAUCUCCCAGAAGUACAGAGUGCAAGGGUUGCCUAGCAAUGACUCCUUAGAGUUUUUAGAUGAUGAGUAUUAGCCACCAGCAGCUGGACUAUGGACCCAAAGGAGGAAAGGCAACAUCUUUCACUAUUGUGUGACCAAUGGACUUCUGUGCCCUUCAAACUGAAUUGUGGAUGUCAUGACAAUAGGAAUAGGAGGAGUUACCUGUCUGCAUUGUCAGUAUAUAACUGUGUGAAGUAUUUUCUUGAUGAAGCAUUACUAUGAUAAGAAACACAAUUGUAAAGCAUGCAGUGUUGUACACCCUGAUUUUAACUAUAUAGUGGAAGCAUUUUAUCUCUACUGUUUUUACUGUAUUUAAUUUAGUUUCUGUUUGUGUAAUUUAUUUUUGUUUGUAUUGAACAACACCAGCAAAUAGUAAAUUCUUCUCUGCUGAAAUGCUUAUAAUUGAUGUAAGGACCAGUACUUUUUUCUGUAGUUAUUUUGAUAAUAUUUUGGGAUUUGAGAGAGGAUGAAUUCUAUGAUUGAUAAUACGUUUCCGAGAGUGUUAUUUCAGUCCGAGUUGGGAAAGAUGUGGUCACAGAAAGGGCAUUCACAUGUUUUCCCUAUCUGUGAUAAACAAUGUACUCUAUUCAUAUAAAACUGAACGGCCAAAUGGUUUGUGGGAUAAAUGCUUGCACUUUUUUUUAGAGGAAAAAUCUACUUGGUGGCUGCAUGUUGGCAUGAAACCCAACAGAAGAGGAUCAAACAAUACUAUGGUUACAUACAGAGUAAUGUAGGGUUACAUACAGAGUCAUUUAAAAUUUUCAUGCAAAGAUACUAGUGUCUAAAUGUUUCUUAAAGUCAUGCAUUAUAAGGCAGGUGAUAAAACAAACCUGAGAAUGCUGAUGCAGACCUAUUGUAUGUAGGUCAACAGUAACAUCUAGGACAAUAAUAACCACUUUCACAGCUGAGGUCAGUGUCACAUUGACACUGUACUGUAUACUUCAAGGUAUUGCUGACAAAUGAUCCCUCUUGUGCUAUCAUGCUAGCAUAUCACUUUAUUCAUAUAUAAUGUGACCAUAUGAACACUUACUUUUAGCCUAUACCUUUACAGUCACCUCAAACAAAACAGCUUGAAAUUGAGUGGGUACAGUGAGUGUCCAUUGAUGCUGAUGUUUACUACAUUCUCAGUGCAACGUCUUGUUUGUGUCCAUGUCAUGCUGGAAACACACUACCCAGUCUACACUACCAACUUGGUCCAUCCCUCAGUGGUCAUAAAAGAUAUUGCAAGAUGUCAAAGACCAUCAAGUCUUAUGAAAAAAUGUAUUACAGUAAAUACAGUAGCCUAUUUUUAUUUACAGCACUGAAAAAGAUCUGGCAAUAAAGAUCUAUCCAAACUGUC